Messenger RNA from Centruroides sculpturatus (bark scorpion), 4930 nucleotides. RefSeq names its product caskin-2-like. The transcript has 21 exons. The record is from RefSeq and is a predicted model, not a curated record. Gene Ontology annotation, molecular function: protein binding. The coding region runs from base 182 to 3751 and encodes 1189 amino acids. NCBI's taxonomy places the organism in Eukaryota, Metazoa, Arthropoda, Arachnida, Scorpiones, Buthidae.
UCGGGCGAACGUCGAAACAGAGUCGGUUGUACGUCGAGGAGUCGGGAUCGCGUUCGUGACGAGAUUCGACUUUUACGAAAAGAAAUUAACACACACGCCCGUGAUUUCGGGUUCGAUUUCGUGUUUGAUCUCCCGACAAAAGUGUUUAACUACAUGAGUGGUGAUAAGUGAAAAGCUGCCAAUGUUUGCCACCAUGGGGAAGGAACAGGAGUUGUUUCAUGCCAUCAAAACCGAGGAUAUACAAGGAUUAAGCAGACUCCUGUCCAAGUACAGGAGCACUAAACCCAAACUUCUUGGAAGUGGUAAACGAUUCAACAUCAACAUACAGGACAAUGAUGGCAUGGCUGGCCUUCAUCAAGCUGCCCUCAUGUGUAGUGUUCCUAUUCUUCAAUUAUUACUAGAUAGUGGGGCACAAGUAGAUAUUAAAGACAAUAAAGGCAUGAGACCACUUCAUUAUGCUGCUUGGCAAGGAAAGCCUGAAGCUGUAGCUGUGUUAUUGCAGUACAAUGCUUCUGUCAAUGACCAAGCCUGCAAAGGAGAAACACCACUACAUUUUGCUUGUCAGCAUGGUCAUUUAGAAGUGACAAAAAAAUUGCUUCAGUACCAUGCAAAUCCAACCAUAAGAAAUAAAGAACACAAAACUGCAUUAGACGUGGCUUGCGAGUUUGGCCGAUAUCAGGUUAUUGAAUUAUUAUUGCAAAGCAAUAGGUGUAGAUUUCUAUUAGAGGAACAUUGUCAAGAUAUGGAAGAUAAUAAUCGAACUACUUGUCUUCAUUUAGCUGCACGUAAUGGACAUGUGGAUGUUAUUAGAUUAUUAGUAAAAUAUGGAGUAGACAUCAACAGAUGUACACUCAGAGGAACAGCUUUACAUGAAGCUGCAAUGCAUGGAAAGCUGGAUGUUGUAAGACUUCUAAUUGAAUGCGGCAUCGACGUCAACAAACCCAACUCUUACGAUCAGACGGCAUUGGAUAUCGUGCGAUCUUUCACUUCUUGCCAAGCCGAGAAGGAGAUGAAGCAGCUGCUAAAAGAGAUCAUCAGCGCCGUGGAGGCCAGGGCCAUCAGAGAUUUCGACGACCCCGCCGACUCGGAGUGCUUGGCUCUGAAGGAAGGAGACAUCGUCAACGUGCUGGAGCAGAGUUCGGACGGAAGGUGGAAGGGUAUCAUCUUCAACCCCAACAGGACCUCCCGCACCGGCUACUUCCCGGCUACGGCCGUCCAACUACUCAACAGGCCAGUGGGAGGCAUGCAGAGGACGGCCACCCUCAAGUCGUCUACCAUCAAGAAGGUGACGCCCCCCAUCGCACCCGACCUGACCAAUCGACAUUCCGGUUCCAGUUUUUCCAGCGGAUACGGCAGCCAGGCCACCGUCGAUAGGAACUCUUGCGGCAGUCUGAGCGCCGACGACGCCUUUUCUCCCGCACCCGGUUCGCCACCCGCCGAUGACUACCCCAAGUAUCCGGGCAGCUGCGCUACCCUGUCGUCCCCCAACCGGCCUCACUUCUGUUUCCCGGACGGACAGACGCAAUACGCCGAAGUCAUCGUCCACCCGCAGCCCGACAGCACGCCCGGCACCCCCACGCACGAGGUCCCGCAUCCGUUGGGUACCUCCACUACCAGACACCACAAGUUGCACGUCACGCACGCGCUGCUGGAGGACCAGGGCAUAGACGUAGGUCCUUGUCCGGGCCGAGACAGUCCGGGAGGGAGCAGCGGCAGCAGUACCAGCGGAUCCAGACACAGCACUUCCAGUCUAGACAGCGGAAGGGCGUCGGGAUCGGACGUCAAAGUUCCCUGCCGUCUCUCGGGUCACAGUUACGAAUCGACGCCCCGACACAGCUGUUACAGUUCCAACUCCAGUCUGGGCAGCGUGGACAGGGUCACCGAAGAUGGACACACUUCUUCCUCUUCCACCCCGGCCGUCAACGUGGCCGAAAUGGUUCUGCACGGCAUUCCGGACGUGGACGUGCUGACGGCUUGGUUGACCAGUCUGCACUUCGAGGAGUACGUUCAUCUGUUUUUGCAGGCCGGAUACGACAUGCCCACCAUCUCCCGAAUGACUCCCGAGGACCUGACGGCCAUUGGAAUAACGAAACCUAACCAUCGCCGAAAAUUGAAAGCCGAAAUCGCUAAGUUAAAUAUAUCCGAUGGUAUUCCGGAUUACAAACCGGACUGUCUUCUGGAAUGGUUGCAGUUACUUCAGUUGGAAGAAUAUUACGAAACUCUGUGUCGCCAAGGUUACGACACGGUAGACCGAGUUAACGAAUUGACGUGGGAAGACCUGGAAGAAAUUGGAAUUCAGAAAUUAGGUCACCAAAAGAAAAUGGUGCUGGCCAUUAAGCGCAUCAGAGACAUGGACAAGGAUACCAGAAGACGUAAUUUGGAUCUGCCAGUUAAGAGUGUGGCCACUCUGCCCCGUCCCACCCUGGUGAAUCAAUGCCCUCUUCCAAAUUUCCACUUUCAAGGCCAAGAAGUUGCCAUAACCACCUUGCGUGCCAAAAGUUCUCCUUCCAUAGAAACUGGUAGUAUUCCUGAAAUGAAAACAUUUCAACAAUCCCCUCCAAAAGAAGAUUGUUUUGCCAAAUAUAUGACUGGUGAACUGCCAUCUCCUUUGUGUACACAUGUGAUAAAUCAACAAGUCCAGUCAUCCGGUCGUGGCCGUUCACUUGAAAGUUUAGAUAUGGAUGAUUCCAUUUCUACAGUUAUGGCUCAUCCCUAUUCAAAUAAUACAGACAGUUGGUAUGAUACAAUUAAUUCUUGGAGGCAGUGUGGUUACGAUACUGAUAGCGAAUUUGGCAUGCAUUCUACUGGCAAUUACCAAUUGUAUGAAACUGAUGGUACUGCAUCUCUGCAUCGGCCCAGAGGAUUAGUGAAACCUAGACCUGUCGCAAAAAUUAUUGCAAAAUCUCGCUCUGUUGACGUGGAAGUGGAAUCUCCACCAGAAAUAUUUACAGAAACAGAGAGUUUUAAAUCUAUUAAUUCUGAUAACAGUUGGUUGACAGGUUCUCCUCAACAUACAUCUCUAGUAUCGUCUGUUAUUAAUAAUUCGGUUGAUCCAUACGGAUCUUUAAGAGGAAAGAAAAUUCCACCACCACCCCCUCCCAAACGAACAAAUUCAAUUAAAAGUAAUGAUGAUUCUUGUUUAGAAAGAAGCUUAGAAGAAAUGAAAGAUGAAGCUUUUGCCACUUGUGUUAAAGGAUUGGCUUCACAUUUUAGCAUGACAACUAAUGAUUUUUCACCUCCAUCGGGUGACAGAGAUAGACCUUCAUCACCGAUUGAUUCCGAAGAUUUUCCUCCUCCACCAUCACCUCUUCCUUCUAUCAUUUCAGAAUUGGCUGCAAAUGAUGAUCGCAUUGGUGCCAAAGAUGAUGUGCAAUUGCGGGAACUCCAUGCCAACUUCCGCCAACGUAGAAAAGACUCUGCUGACUCAAAUAUUUCCACUUCAAGUACGGAAUCUAAUUCAUUACCUUUUGCCAAUGAGAAUGUUGGUACUAUAAAGCAAAGAGCAGCUAAAGCCCAUCCUGCACUGAUGAUGGAAGAAGCAGUAUCUACUGCAGCUUUGCAUGUUCAAGGAAAUUCAACAGGAAAGAUGCUAGGUAAAGGGCAAGAUGGCUAUAGUGCUGAAAAAGAUAUGAAACAAAUUAAACCCAAUUUGACAACUUCAGGAGAUGUUAUAGACGACAUAGAGAACAUGUUAGCUAAUUUAUCCAACCAAUUAGAUGCCAUGUUAGAAGAUGGAAUGAAUGACGAAUGAGAUAAUUGGUGCCAACUAUUGAAUUAAUUUAAUUUUGGUCAUCUUGCUUUAUGUCUGCAGUCACAGACAACCGGCAGUUUCCAGAAGAUGCCAUCUGUUGUCUUCCAGAACAUCUAGUGCCUUAAAAUAAUAAUUGAAAGAUACGAAAUUAAACUUAGCAGGAAGAGUCAAAGUUGUAGUUAGUUUUGUGAAAGUUGACAUGCACCCUGCACCAGUAUUGUGUAUAGUUUGUCACUGCCGAGAGAGGGGAUUUAUGUUAAGAUUUGUAGAGGCACUGUUGAUAGUAAAUGUGUUCUAUGACAUUUUUGUCUUUGGAGCAUGAUUUCGAGCAGGUAACUUGAAAUCAUAUCCUGGACUAAAACUAUUAAGUUCUUCUUAGAUAUUAUUAUCUUGCUGUAUAAUUUUAUUAUGGUUUUUAUUGUGGCAAAAAAAAAAACUGCCAAAUAGCUGAAACCAAGAAAUGUGAAGUUCCUGCAUAUUCCUGUCCUCAUCUGUUAAUCGCGUUACCUCAUUAGCUAGAAUCCGUCGCUUGUCUAAAUUGGGCUGUCUGAUAAACUUAAAAUUUCAGCUCUAACAGUACAACACCUGCAGAAAUUGUACAAAUUUGAAAUAUUACCGAUCAAUUAAUUUGGAAAAUCUGCUCAAAUUUCAGCAAUAAUUACAGUUUUAUAAAGAUAUCUAUACAUUGCAAAACAACCCUGCUUUUCAGACUGCCUUAAUUUUUUAUGGUGUUUGUCCAAAUUUGUCAAAUUAUUUAUGAUUAUAAUUAAUAAAAAAAAUUUGAGAUGCUCCAAAAUAAAAUUGGAGUUCAUAGACGUGUGGUUAAACAGGACGUGAGUUAUUAGUAGACUCGAGGGAAAAACGAUCUCACGAUUUUUCAAAAUUUUUAAAGAUUUCUUAACCACUGUUAGUCACAGACAAGCAUCCAUGUCAAUUGUUAUUCACACCAGCAAUUUGUACAGCAAAACAGACAAUCUUGUUUUUCAGUAAUUUUUGAAUGUAUCAAAUAUAGUAUUUGCAUUAGGAGUCACUGGUUGACUCUGUCUGAGUAAUGUAUGUGAAUUUUUAAAAACUUUUGUAGUUUUCUUAGGGUUGGUUAAGUUUUACAAAAAGUGUAUAUUGGUGGGACAAUUUACAAAAUACUUCCAAGUGUAAUAAAAGUGAUGAUUAGCAGCUUGA